This is a messenger RNA of Adineta ricciae, 1437 nucleotides long. Lineage: Eukaryota; Metazoa; Rotifera; Eurotatoria; Adinetida; Adinetidae. The record is from the annotation of a GenBank genome assembly.
AUGUCGAGUGUUCAUAAUCUCUUCAUUCUUUUAAUCAAUUGUAUAUUACACAUAAAUUCCAAUAGUCAAUGUGAUUUAUUAAGUGCUAUUGAUUUACAAUCAGCGACCUAUAGUCAUUCAAUUAUUUUACGUGUGCAACCGGUUUAUUCAUCGGAAGAAAUUCUAGAAAAUUUCAUUUUACGGAAAGUUUUCAUACGUGAAAUCUUGAAAAUUCCGACACGAAUUUUUCAUUCAAUGAAAAUUAACGAUACCAUUUUCCUUCAAAUUGAACAAGAACUUGACGAAAUGCUUGACGAUUCCUGUUGGCACUUGCUUCGCAUGGAAAACGCCGAUAUCAUCCUGUUUCUCAAUGAUACAGCCAGGAGACAAUUCCACCUGCAAUAUCCACCUGUGGAAUCCACAUUACGCGUUCGAGAAAAUAUUCAAAAUGUUCUAAAAUACGAAACUUAUUCUCCACAAAUAAUCAUCAAGACUCGACUUGAUAAACCAAUUUUAUUGCACGAUUAUUCACUACAAUGUAAUGCUCGUGGAAAUCCCAUUCCACGUUUACUGUGGAGUAAAAACAAUCAAUCAUCCGAAUAUUAUCCAACGGCCAAACAAUGCAAAACACCCUGUCGGAUAUAUUCCAUACAGAAUAAGUACCAGUCGACCCUAUAUUUUCAAUCAUUAAUGAAUAGCGAUGAAGGAUUCUAUGUUUGUCAUGCAGAAAAUCUUCUCAAUUACACUACAGCGAGUAUUUACUUGGAUUUGAAUGAAAAUACACUGAUAAACAGGUCAACGAUGAAUGUGACAUGCGACAGUUUGAAUUUCUGUCACGAGCGAGGACAAUGCCUGGUAAUUGAUAGUCAGCUGAAAUGCUUAUGCGACCGUCGAUAUUUCGGUGAACAAUGUGAAACAGAUUAUGACGAGAUGGUGACAAAUCAUCAGAAUACGCUUCUUCUAUUUAAAUCACGUUUUCUUACUGGAACCAUCCUAUUAUUAGUUAUUUGUAGUUUGAUAUUCAUCGGAUUUAUUUCGUGUUUUCUUUCGAAAUAUAAUCAAGCGAAACAGAAACAGAUUUCACGUGCCAAACUACUCCGCCAAACUGCUCGAAGGAAAACCGAGCUCUUUGAACAACCGCUAAGAAUGGAUCAACACAAAACCGUGUCUCUGCCACAUAUGCAAGUUGGAAAUGAUCGAAAUCAAUGUAUGAGACAUUCGUCAACCAUGGGAAACAAUUGUCUGUCGCUGAAAACUCAUUAUACUGAAGAAACCAACCGCGAUUCGAAAAUGAACCAUCUCAUUCUUUCACGGGAUUACUUAGAUUUCUAUCAGCCGGAUGUCGAAUCCGGUCUAAUACGACCAUUGACUAUAGAGAAAGAUGUGCCUAAACGUCACACGAGACUUGUGCCUACACAAAAUCGUUUUCUUCAACCGUAUCCUAACUCGCAUCGAUGA